Messenger RNA from Pichia kudriavzevii, 1344 nucleotides. RefSeq lists its product as uncharacterized. The record is from RefSeq and is a predicted model, not a curated record. Lineage: Eukaryota; Fungi; Ascomycota; Pichiomycetes; Pichiales; Pichiaceae. Gene Ontology annotation, cellular component: cytoplasm. The transcript has a single exon. Gene Ontology annotation, molecular function: saccharopine dehydrogenase activity. The coding region runs from base 1 to 1344 and encodes 447 amino acids.
AUGGUCAAACAAGUGCUUCUUUUAGGUUCUGGUUUCGUUGCCAAGCCAACUGUUGAUAUCCUUGCUAAGCAAGAUGACAUUGAAGUCACUGUUGGUUGUAGAACCCUCUCUGCAGCCAAGGCUUUAGCUGGUGACGUUGCAAAGGCAAUUUCAGUUGAUGCUACUAACCAGGAGGAAUUGAAUUCUGUUGUCAAGAAUUACGAUUUGGUCAUCUCCUUGAUUCCUUAUAUUUACCAUGCUAAUGUUGUCAAGGCGGCAAUUGCUUCCGGUAAAACAGACGUUGUCACGACUUCUUACAUCAACCCAACAUUGAGAUCCCUUGAACCAGAAAUCAAGAAUGCAGGCAUUGUCGUCAUGAAUGAGAUUGGUUUAGAUCCUGGUAUCGAUCAUUUGUAUGCAGUUAAAACCAUCGAUGAAGUCCAUAAGGCUGGCGGUAAAAUCAAGUCCUUCCUUUCUUAUUGUGGUGGAUUACCAGCUCCUGAGGACUCGGAUAAUCCUUUAGGAUACAAAUUUUCUUGGUCUUCAAGGGGUGUUUUAUUGGCUUUAAGAAACUCUGCAAAGUUCUUUAAAGAUGGUAAGGAAGUCUCUAUUGCUUCUGAAGAUUUGAUGUCUUCUGCUAAGCCUUACUUCAUCUAUCCUGGUUAUGCCUUGGUCUGUUAUCCAAAUAGAGAUUCUACUACUUAUAAAGAACUCUACCAAAUUCCAGAAGCUGAAACUGUUAUUAGAGGUACUCUAAGAUUCCAAGGUUUCCCUGAAUUCGUUAAAGUUUUAGUUGACAUGGGAUUCUUGAAGGAAGAUGCAAAUGAAAUUUUCUCCAAGCCAAUUGCUUGGAAAGAUGCUGUAUCCCAAUACAUUGGCGCUAAGUCGAAUUCUGAAGCUGAUAUUAUUGCCAAGAUUGACGAAUUAACCAAAUUUAAGGAUGAAGCUGAUAGAGAAAGAAUUUUAGCUGGUUUAAAAUGGUUAGGUAUGUUCUCGUCUACUGAAAUCAUCCCAAGAGGUAACCCACUAGAUACUUUAUGUGCUACUCUAGAAGCAUUAAUGCAAUAUGAAGAAGGCGAAAGAGAUUUGGUCAUUUUGCAACAUAAGUUUGGCAUUGAAUGGGCCGAUGGUAAGACAGAAACGAGAACUUCAACUCUAGUCGAUUAUGGUGUCCCAGGUGGUUAUUCAUCUAUGGCUAAGUUAGUUGGUGUUCCUUGUGCUGUUGCAGUCCUUGAAGUUUUAAAGCAUCAAGGUGCCUUUGCUAAACCAGGUUUAUAUGCCCCAAUGACUCCUGAAAUCAACGACCCUAUUAUGAAGACUUUGAAGGACGACUAUGGUAUCUUUUUGACCGAAAAAACCUUAUAA